UCACUUUUCCUCGAAUGGAAGCUGCGCCACGCCCGCGGCAGCAGCAACAGCACCAUCGGCGGGGCCGGCAUCCCUAAAUGCGACGCCCUCUCGCCGCCGCCGCCGCCCUCCGCCUCCGCCUCCUCUCAUCCUCGUCUCGCCCCCUCGUCCCCUCGCCCUUUCCACUCCACCACCUCCUCCGCCGCGACGACGACCGCGAGGACCGACACCCAGCGCCCCCGCCUCCCCCAUUCUCGCCCGGCCCGCUCCUCGGCUCCGCCUCCGGUGCCCCCGGCCUCCUGGGCCUCCGCGGGUGGCGGACGCUACCUCCGGCAGCGUCACCGCCCCGAGGCACCGUCGCGGACGCGCCCCCUGUCCUGCUCACCAUCUCCCGAAGUUAUUCUUUGCGUGUCGCCAAGACCAAGAAGCAGGCACACUUCGACGAUGAGCACAGCCAUCGAGCGGUUAACACGGCACUUUGGUGUAAUUUCCUUGUCUUCACGCUGAAGUUUGGUGUGUGGUUUUCAACAUCUAGUCAUGUUAUGCUAGCUGAGCUAGUACAUUCAGUGGCAGACUUUGCUAACCAGGCUCUUCUUGCAUAUGGUCUGAGAAGUUCAAGACGUGCUCCAGAUGCUCUACACCCGUAUGGUUAUUCAAAAGAAAGAUUUGUAUGGUCUUUGAUAUCCGCGGUUGGAAUAUUUUGCUUGGGUUCAGGUGCUACUAUUGUGAAUGGAGUUCAGAACUUGUGGAGUUCUCAACCUCCCGAGAACAUUCACUAUGCUGCAUUAGUGAUUGGUGGGUCGAUCCUAAUUGAAGGUGCUUCACUUCUUGUUGCUAUAAAGGCUGUUAAGAAAGGUGCAGCAGCAGAGGGAAUGAGUAUCAGAGACUACAUCUGGCGUGGUCAUGAUCCAACUUCAGUUGCUGUUAUGACUGAAGAUGGUGCUGCUGUUACAGGUCUUGCUAUUGCAGCAGCUUCUUUGGUGGCUGUUCAAAUGACAGGAAACCCUAUCUAUGAUCCAAUUGGUUCCAUCAUUGUUGGUAACUUACUUGGAAUGGUUGCGAUUUUUCUCAUCCAGAGGAACAGGCAUGCUUUAAUUGGUAGGGCCAUUGAUGAUCAUGACAUGCAGCAAGUUCUUGAAUUUCUGAAGUCUGAUCCGGUUGUAGAUUCUCUUUAUGAUUGCAAAAGUGAGGUGAUUGGACCAGGGUUCUUUAGAUUCAAAGCAGAAAUUGAUUUCAAUGGAGUAGUCUUGGUGCAAAAUUAUCUUGAAAGGACUGGACGUGGAGUAUGGGCAAAACAGUUCCGGGAGGCCUCGUUGAGUAAGGAUGAUGCAGAGCUACGAAGGGUCAUGGCCGAGUAUGGUGAAGGUGUAGUGGAUGCUCUGGGAUAUGAAGUGGAUCGGCUGGAGUCAGAGAUACAGAAGAUUGUGCCUGGAAUCAGACAUGUUGACAUCGAGGCGCACAACCCAGACGGGCUUUCAGUUUAGAGCAGCAAUUUUUGUACAUUUUUUAUGCAUAUAUUCGGUUGAUUGAUCACUCUUGCUGAUCAACGCCAAUCUGAUUUGUUCUGCGACCUCUGGAUACUUUUUACCCCUCAGUACUUCAGGCCGUUGUCUCCCAUGUAAGAACGAGAUGCUUACAGUAAUGACCUACAGAAAGUCAGUGGGCACAUGAUCUUGGUGCUCACGUGUUGAA
Hordeum vulgare subsp. vulgare (domesticated barley) is the source of this 1671-nucleotide messenger RNA. RefSeq names its product metal tolerance protein C4. Lineage: Eukaryota; Viridiplantae; Streptophyta; Magnoliopsida; Poales; Poaceae. The record is from RefSeq and is a predicted model, not a curated record. Gene Ontology annotation, molecular function: monoatomic cation transmembrane transporter activity. The coding region runs from base 78 to 1463 and encodes 461 amino acids. The transcript is spliced from 13 exons. Gene Ontology annotation, cellular component: membrane. Gene Ontology annotation, biological process: zinc ion transport; transmembrane transport.